Messenger RNA from Trichobilharzia regenti, 3085 nucleotides. The record is from the annotation of a GenBank genome assembly. Lineage: Eukaryota; Metazoa; Platyhelminthes; Trematoda; Strigeidida; Schistosomatidae.
GUCUGGACAUACUGAUGAAAAUGACUACAAACUGACAUUUUAUAUGUUAAGUCACAUCUCACCAACAAGUCAACAGAAGGAUAUUUAAUCACAUUAAUGCAGAGUCCAGAGUUGAAAGCACUGUAGUUUACGAAUGUUGUACCUUUCAUUAUAUUUUUUCACUGGUGGAUUUCAACUUAGGUGGAUAAAAUAGUCUGUCACUUUCCUAACACCUAUUAAAAUUUGUAUCAUUUUUGUUAUUGUUCAUCACUGUGUAUUAAGCUCAGUAUCAACUCCUGGCGCGUUGUUUCUCUGGCACGUUAUUUUCCGCUCAUUUCCGUUAAUCGGGAUCACUUCCGUGCUCAUUGCACUAAUCUUACUGUACCGACUUUAAGUCUGGUGAAUCAUGAUCAUCCCGGAAGACCAAAUAUGGAUGGUGGUUGUUGGUUUCUUGAUUGCUUUCGUUCUUGCCUUUGGAAUCGGUGCGAACGAUGUGGCGAAUUCAUUUGGAACCAGCGUUGGCGCUAAAGUAUUGACAUUGAAACAAGCUUGUAUUCUUGCUACAAUCUGUGAACUAAGUGGUUCCGUUCUUUUGGGUGCCAAAGUUUCCAAUACAAUACGGAAAGGUAUUGUCAGCGUUGAGCUUUUUGGUCAAAUUGAGAACGGACAUGUAGUUUUAAUGGCUGGGCAAGUUGCUGCUUUAGGAGGUUCCUGCAUUUGGCUUCUAAUCGCCACAUUCUUUCGUCUUCCGGUUUCUGGCACGCACAGUAUUGUCGGUGCUACAAUGGGUUUCAGUCUUGUUAUCUUUGGAUUGAAUGCUAUUCAGUGGCAGGGGCUUCUAAAAAUCGUUGGAUCAUGGUUCCUUUCACCUGCUCUAAGUGGUUUAGCGUCUAUCGGUGUGUUUUUCCUCAUGCGUUACCUGGUGCUCAGAAAAGAUGAUCCUCUGGAACCUUCACUUAAACUUCUUCCAGGAUUUUUUGGCACUGUAGUUCUAGUCAAUUGUUUUUCAAUAUUUUAUGAAGGACCUGCAUUAUUGAAAUUUGACAAAAUACCUCUCUAUGGUGUAUUUAUAAUUAGUUGUGGUUGCGGUAUUAUCACUGUACUGAUUGUCAAAUUCAUUUGGGUACCUUUUGUUCGACGACGGAUAUUAACUGGAGAAUCUAGCAGUUGUAUUAUGAAAGAAUUUCUUUCACGUAAAUGCAAAAAGAAGUCUUCGUCAACUUUAAAUAGUAAAUACCCGUCUGUUUUAAGCUCGGACUCAUCUGAUGCUCCUAUAGCAAGUCAUGAAUCCAUUGUUAUGACUGCUUAUCUACCUAAGGAAGAUGGUGUCAUCAUAACGGAGGCCAAAAAUGAUAUACGAAACAAUAGUAACAAGGCAAUAGUUGGUAAAUCAAACGGUGAGGAUAAAACUGAUGCCAGAAAAUCAACAAAUAAAGCUGUACUGCCCGUUGGUGAAGGUGUAAUUCAAAAUGAAGUACCAAGUCAUUUUGAAGUUAAACCAAGUGUACCCGAUGAAGUGAAUAAUGGAGAUAAGAAGACUACUCUUAAAGGCAAUCAACAACUUAACAUGGUUGUAGCUUAUUCAGCAAAUGAACAAUACUUAAACAAUGAUAGUAAUCAUACAUUAAAUAAUGGUAAAAUGAAUGUCACAUUUCCACCUAAUCUGGCUACAAUCGGUGAGGAACCUGAACCUAUUGAUUUAGUCAAAGAUCGACCAGCUGAAGCUCAGGUCUUUUCAUCGCUUCAAAUUCUAACUGCUGUUUUUGGUUCAUUUGCUCAUGGUGGUAAUGAUGUCAGUAAUGCUAUUGGCCCGUUAAUUGGUUUAUGGUUAAUUGCUACAACACAAUCUGUUGAUUCGUCUAAGCCAACCGAUCUUUGGAUUCUUGUUUACGGUGGUGUUGGUAUCUCCGUUGGUCUAUGGAUAUGGGGUAGACGUGUUAUUCAAACAUUGGGUGAAGAUUUGACCAAAAUGACACCAUCUAGUGGUGUUUGUAUUGAAAUCGGUUCGGCGUUGACUGUUCUGAUUGCAAGUAAAAUUGGUCUUCCAAUAUCUACUACACACUGUAAAGUUGGUUCAGUUGUCUUUGUAGGACGUGCACGAUCUAGAGAUAAUGUCAACUGGGGAAUAUUUCGUAAUAUCUUGAUUGCAUGGCUUGUAACACUGCCAGCAGCUGGUGCUAUAUCUGCUUUUCUCAUGUAUAUAUUCACAUUCAUUAUAUGAGUAACCACUAAUAUUAUUGUUAUUAUUACUAUUAUUAUUAUUAUUAUUAUAUGAGUACAAUCAGCCUAAUCAAUGCAAUUCAAUGAAAAGAAGAACAGUAAAGUGUGUAAUAACGUCAAUUUCUAUUCUUACUCAUUUUGUGUAUUGAUAAAGUAUUAUUACUCUUAUUAUUAUUACUGUAUUUUCUUCUUCAUAUCAAAUAUUUUCUUUUCCUGUCUCCCGUCAACCCCUCUCGCAUUCCGGGGGGGGGAGGCACAGACUUGCUGCAUGCAAAAAAAUACACUGAAAUGAAGUGUGUGUGUGCAUUCUUUUUAGUAAUACAUUUGUUAUAGUCAGUUACAGUUUUGAUUGCUUAAUUGACUGACUGUUUUCUACUGAAACAAACAGAAAAAAGAACAGGUUUCUGGUUUACUGUCUUGUUCAGAUGUUUCUUUCGUUCAGUUUUUCGUAAUUUAUUCACAUUCACUGUCGUACAUACCUUCACUGUUCUCCAUCCCACCCUAACCCAGCUCACCUCCGACGCCUGCCCGUUCGACAAUUCCCACUUUCUCUUAUUUCCUUAUUUCAAUUCCAUCGAGUUUGUACACACACACACACACACAUGUACUAUCCAUCAUCACAUUAUAUGUAAUAGAAGAAAACAAAAGGGAACGAGUAUUGUGAAACUAUCCACACACACACACACAAUGGUGUUUCUUUUGUUUUUUCAACUAUGCUCCAUUCAAAUAAUUUGAUUGCUUGUUUUAUUUUUUUAGCGAAUUUGGAUUUUUCUUUUUUUGUCAACUGAUAGAUUGUUUCGUUGAAAACUUCACAUUGUUAAUAAUUUUGAUUUAUUAUGUAAUUGAUUGAUAAUAUUAUUACUAUUAUUGUUAUCAUUAUUCGUAA